AUGUCAACGAGCAGAGAAAUAAUUUGGUUUAUUCAUGUCGAAGAGUCGUUCACUAAGAAAACAAGGCAGUACGUUUUUAAAACAAUUCCAGACAUAUCCUACGAUGCACUUUUAAAUAGAAUUAGAGUAAAUACUGCAAUGGUCGCGCCUACGUUAACAUGUAACCUAGGAAAAGAAGCGCCGAAUGUUGUAAUAAAUGGUAAUGAGGCAUUGUCUAUAGCCCUCAAGCACUAUGGUAACGAAGCUUAUACGAAAGGAGUUCAUAUAAGACAAGAAACGUUACUAGAUUAUAGCCAAACUCACCACAAACCCUCAUAUAAUACACAAGAAAGGCAGUACGUCUUUUACGCUUAUCCAAACACAACAUACCGAGAACUUGUAGAUAUAAUUAAUAAGCAAACUGGCACUUACUCAAACGAGUUAAUGACAUAUUCUCGUGGACCUUCAGCACCAAACGUUGUAAUCAAUAGCGAUAGUGCAUUGACCAUGGCUAUCAGCUAUUAUGGUGAUAAAGCUCAUACAGAGGGAAUCCAUGUGUAUUAUGGAGAAACCAAAUAA
This is a messenger RNA of Mucor mucedo, 558 nucleotides long. RefSeq lists its product as uncharacterized. The transcript is spliced from 2 exons. The coding region runs from base 1 to 558 and encodes 185 amino acids. The record is from RefSeq and is a predicted model, not a curated record. Lineage: Eukaryota; Fungi; Mucoromycota; Mucoromycetes; Mucorales; Mucoraceae.